Molecule: messenger RNA, 2298 nt
Organism: Cutaneotrichosporon oleaginosum
Lineage: Eukaryota; Fungi; Basidiomycota; Tremellomycetes; Trichosporonales; Trichosporonaceae
Biological process (GO): transmembrane transport
Cellular component (GO): membrane
Molecular function (GO): transmembrane transporter activity
Source: RefSeq, a predicted model, not a curated record
AUGCCUGACCCGAGCAACGUUAGCGACAUCGAGCUUUCAUCACAGACGACCCGGGAGGCAAUCCCCUCCGGUCGUCUCUCCGACAACGAGCGUCUUCGCAUGCUUGGGUACGAUGCAGUGCUAGGGCGCCCUCUCAGUUUCUGGGGCAGCGUGGGCAUGAGUAUGUGCUACAACUCCGUGCAGUUCGAGUUUCCCUCCUACUCCCUUCUCUACUCGUACCGCGCCCCUUUACUCUUCAUCAUUGGGUACCCUUUUCUCGCGCUCCUCCACCUCACCCUGAUCGGGCCCUUCGCCGAGCUUGUGUCAACAUAUCCCGUGGCGGGUGGCAUGGCGACUUGGGCGUGGCAGUGUGCGAGACAUGGAGUGCGCGGCGAGCGCCAGUGGGGCUGGCUUGUCGCAGGCCUGACGCUCGCCAUGCACCUCGGCAAGACCAUUGCGUAUCUUCACUUGGUCACGGGAUUGAUCGUCACAAUGAGCGCCGCCUUGUACGGCGCGGGUGGAGCGUCAGCGGCAGCGUCUGGAACACCCGUCGUCAAGCCGCCGUGGGCUGAGCCCGUCCUACAACUCGCCCUGGUUGCCCUUGCGGGGCUGGUGUGUCUUACCCGACUCGGACGGAGCAAGACAUUCUGGAUGGUGAUGGGCUCCUAUGUCCAAUGCUCGAUUCUCCUCUGGAUUAUAUUGCUCAUCGUCAUGUCUACCAAACUCAAAUCAGUGCCGGAGCUGAAGGCCUUGGUUCGACCACUGGACUUGGGGUUCCCGACACGAAGCCAAUGGCUCUACAGUUUCUCAAGAAUGAUCUUCAUGAGCCUGCCUCUACGCGUGACGGCUAUGGACUGCUCCAUUCAUAUGGCGGAAGAAACUCAGAGCCCCUCGCGCACCGUCCCUCGCGUUCUGUGGCUAACGAGCGCGCUGCAUUAUGUGGGCUUUUACGUGACAAUGACCUUGCACAUUCUGAUCGUGGUGCCCUUCACCCAGGAAAAGUUCCAAGACAACCCCUACAUUGCGAGCUCCAUCAUUCUUGGAAUGAACAAAGCCCAGACAAUUGCACUGUCGGUCGUUAUGACCAUCCCCGUUGUGCUGCAGGUUAUGUGCUCGACGAUCGUCACCUCGCGCUUCAUUUUUGCUCUGGCCCGCGACCGCGGCCUCCCCUUUUCGGACCUCCUGGUGCGCACCGACAAGCACCGCCAACCCUGGGUUGCACUUGUCGGAGUGCUUCUCAUCCUGUGCAUCAGCGUUUGUGGUCAGGCCGUGCCCCAGAAACCGUAUUACACUCUUCUUAUCACCGUCAACUUUUACUUCAUCAACAUCCCCUACAUGAUUCCCCUCGUUCUAUAUAUCCUCUCACAUCUCGAUCUCCGCCUGGUUGGCCGGCCUGAGUUCAAUCUUGGCCGCUUCAGUCGUCCACUUGCCCGCAUCGCGGUCGCUUGGCUCAUCGUCUCCACCAUCCAGGGCUUGCUUCCUCUCACAGACCAUGCCUACAAGAAGGGCGACUCAGCGAACAACAUGAGCUACCUUCCCAUAUUUAUUGGGUGCAUGCUGCUGAUUAUGCUCGUCACAUGGUUCCUCUACGGAAAGCGCCACUACAGUGGUCCCAUCCGCGCCCUCACGAUUUGGGCCACGGGCACCGACAUCGACCCACGCAACGUAGCCACAGCUCCCCGCGGACAGGCGAUCAGGGAGUAUAUCGAGCGCAAGACUGGCCAGCCCGCGCCGACGACACCAAAAUACCCGGCUCGGACUGCAAGCGGACCACGCUCCCCCGAAACGCCACGUUCCAGCCGUACCAAGUCUUCGUUCCACCGUCUCGUCGGCAGAAGUCGAGACAGUGGAAAGACGAGCCCCCUCGCUAGCCAAGGGGCUAGCGACUCUCCCACCCGUCGUAACUCAGUGAACCCCGAGAGCGGAGUACUCCCUCGCACCGAGUGCUCCGUCAUCCCCGAGAGCGGGCUACUCCCCGAAUCUAGGCAUCAAACUACCACGCUGAACGCGAUCCCUGAGAGUGAGCUGCUCCCAGAGACACGACUGUACGAUACGACGAUCUCAGUCAUUCCUGAGAGCGGCGUCCUUCCCGAAACAACUACGGCCACGUUUUCCUUGCAGAGGAUACCAGUACCCGAGGGCCCAUUCAACCGCUACUCUUUCGACGAACGCGAGAUCAUGAGCGCCGCUCAGGCCGAGUCGCAACUGUUCCCAGAUCCACCACGGCGCGCAUCGCGGACGAUAACGCCCCGCUCCCCACCGCCGCCAUGGCGCGGAAGUCGCAAUCUCUCAUUCAAUAAUUACGAGGAGCGUCUGUAG